Messenger RNA from Dufourea novaeangliae, 1192 nucleotides. Its product is annotated as probable trans-2-enoyl-CoA reductase, mitochondrial. The transcript is spliced from 5 exons. The record is from RefSeq and is a predicted model, not a curated record. Bases 35 to 1147 code for a protein of 370 amino acids. Gene Ontology annotation, molecular function: trans-2-enoyl-CoA reductase (NADPH) activity. Lineage: Eukaryota; Metazoa; Arthropoda; Insecta; Hymenoptera; Halictidae. Gene Ontology annotation, cellular component: mitochondrion. Gene Ontology annotation, biological process: fatty acid metabolic process.
AAAUUUCAUGUAAACCAUUAUAUUGAACAAGAAAAUGGUUAUGUACAUAAGAAAAUCAGCUUUACCAUUAUCACGAUCGAUUACAAAAAAUUUUACGUUAAUUCGUCAAAUGAGCAUAGAUCCGAAAUUAGAUUCUGUAAAAUCCUUGUUUUACAAAGAAUAUGGAGAACCUGCAGAUGUUUUACACAUUACAACACAAGCUAUUAAUCAACCAGAAAAUAAUCAGGUUUCUGUAAAGUGGUUAUUAGCACCUGUUAAUCCAGCAGAUAUAAAUACAAUACAAGGCAAAUAUCCAAGUAAACCACCUUUACCAGCUAUUCCAGGAAAUGAAGGAGUUGGUGAAGUAAUAGCUAUCGGAUCUAAUGUGAAAAACCUAACAGUUGGUGACAGAGUUAUUCCAAAUGGUACGAAUUUAGGAACAUGGAGAACACACGCAAAUUAUAAUUCAGAUGAGCUUAUGAAGAUUCCAAAAAAUGUUGGAGCCAUAGAAGCUAGUAUGUUAAAUGUAAAUCCAUGUACAGCAUAUAGAAUGUUAAAAGACUUUGUAUCAUUGACACCCGGAGAUACUGUGAUUCAAAAUGGUGGAAAUUCUGCAGUAGGACAAAUGGUUAUACAAUUAUGUAAAACAUGGAACUAUAAAUCAGUCAGCGUUGUCAGAGAUAGACCAAAUAUACAAGAACUAAAGGAUCAUUUGACCAAAUUGGGUGCAGAUGAAAUAUUGACUGAAGAUGAAAUAAGGAAAACACAAAUUUUUAAAAGUAAGAAGUUACCAUCACCCAAAUUAGCUCUUAACUGCAUAUGUGGACAAAAUGCAUUAGAUUGUUUGAGGCAGUUAGCACAUGGAGGUAUUAUGGUAACUUAUGGUGGUAUGUCUAGGGAACCUAUAACAGUUCCAACUUCAGCACUUAUUUUUAAGGAUAUAACUUUAAAAGGAUUCUGGAUGACAGCAUGGACAAAGGCAAAUAUGAAUUCCAAAGAACGUGUAAACAUGUUCACUGAAUUAGGAACAUUAUUCCAACAAAAGAAAUUAAAAGCUCCACCACAUAAGUUAAUUCCAUUUUGUCAGUUUCAAGAAGCAGUUAUAAAUGCACUUAACAUUGAUGGUCGAACUGGUGUAAAGUAUAUUUUAGAUAUGACUAAAUCUUAAAGUGAUUUUUUUUAAGAUAAGAAUUUUUUAGUUUCUUAAUAAAAC